GCUCAGAGUGAAUGUCAUAUAAGUUAACCUAUAAUACAGAUCCUGUUUUUAAUUUUGAUAAUAAAUUCAAAUUUAACAUUAUUUACUGAAUUGACAAUUUAUAUUAAAUUGACUUCCUUUCCAUUUCCCUCCCAACAUAAAUCCCCGAAAAUAUUGGGAUAUUUAUAGUUUGAAAAUUUCUCCAAUCAAUAUGUCUGAAAAAAAAAUAACAGCAUACAGAAACGAUAGUACUGUUAACGGAGAGGAAUUUGUCUUGCCUAACUCUUGGGAAGAGUUUAAAAAUGAGAUAUACUUAAGACUGAAUAUAGCUCCUGAAAGAAUUUUCUUAAACGAUGGAACAGAAAUAAAAGAUAUUGCCCUUAUACGACAUAAUGAUGAAUUGUAUAUCUCAACAGGUGAAGAUUUCGUGAAACCAAAAAAUAAAAAGCCUUCAGAUUGGAUUACAUUGAAUGUUGGUGGAAAGUAUUUUACGACAUCAAGGUCUACAUUGACAAGCAAGGAACCAACUAGUAUGCUUGCUCGAAUGUUUGCCAACAAUGAGGAUAAUUAUCUAUUCAUUCCUAGUAAUGUGGAUGCCAAUGGUGCUUACCUAAUAGAUAGAAGUCCCACUUAUUUUGAGCCUAUCCUUAAUUACCUAAGAAGUGGUCAUUUGAUCUAUGACACACAUGUUAAUCCAGAUGGUAUAUUACAAGAAGCAAAAUUUUUUGGCAUUGAUUCAAUUAUUCCCCAAUUGGAAAAUUUGAGAGUUCAGACUAAUGAUGUUCCUUUAACCAGGAGAGAUGUGAUAGAUGCACUCAUUAAAAGUCCAUGCACAUCCGAGUUGAGGUUUCAAGGUGUCAAUUUGGCUGGAGCCGACUUAAGCAAGCUAGAUUUAAGAAACAUUAAUUUUAAAUAUGCCAAUAUGCAAAAGUGUAAAUUGACUGGAUCCAACCUAAGUUUUUGUUGUUUAGAAAGGGCAGAUUUAUCCUACACUAAUAUAGAUGGGGCUCAGCUUUUAGGAGUUAAAGGUCUUUGUGCUAAUUUCAAAGGGGCUUCAAUGAGAUGUUGCAACUUCAAGGAUCCAGCGGGUUCUAGAUCUAACAUGGAGGGAGUGAAUCUGAAAUUUGCAGAUUUAGAAGAGAGUGAUAUGUGUGGAGUUAACUUGAGGGUGGCCACCCUGAAAAAUGCUAACCUUCAGAAUUGUAACUUGAGAGCUGCUGUAUUGGCAGGUGCAGAUCUAGAGAAGUGUGAUUUGUCUGGCAGUGAUCUGCAUGAAGCGAAUCUACGUGGAGCAAAUUUAAAAGAUGCCACAUUUGAGCUAAUGCUAACGCCACUUCAUAUGUCUCAAGCGAUUCGUUGAACUGUUCAUUAUCCAGAGUUAUAGCCACAUAAAUGAUAGAUUUUCCCUACCAAUUUAAAAAUGUACUAAGCUGAGAAAUUUUAUAUUGUGUUGGGUUUUUUUGUACUCUUUAUAAUUGUUAUUUUAAAUAUUCAUAUAAAUUGUGGGUUCUAUCUUUGGUUUUAAAUUUUUGUUUAAACAUUGGCUUCGGCUCUAUUGUUAAAUGCUGUAAAUACUUGUUCAUAAUUAUUUAUUUUCUUAUAAUUUUCAUAUUUUAUGAAUUCGAUAUAUAAAACAAACUAGACUAGAAUUUAAUAAAACAUCAAACAUU
Messenger RNA from Harmonia axyridis, 1649 nucleotides. RefSeq names its product BTB/POZ domain-containing protein KCTD9. NCBI's taxonomy places the organism in Eukaryota, Metazoa, Arthropoda, Insecta, Coleoptera, Coccinellidae. The record is from RefSeq and is a predicted model, not a curated record. The transcript is spliced from 4 exons. Gene Ontology annotation, biological process: protein homooligomerization. Gene Ontology annotation, molecular function: protein binding. Bases 191 to 1339 code for a protein of 382 amino acids.